UGUUAUCAAUACUCUCUGUUAUCAAUAUUGAAUUCGAACACAAAAAUGAUUAUGACAGUAAGUAAAAAGUCUUGUAACGAUUCACCAGUUAAAGAAAAAAAACACUUUUUGUUGUUUCGUUUCGUUUCUGCUUAAAACCUUUUACUGUACUUGGUGGUCGUCAUCUUCGUCUUGUCUCCUCUUUGGUCGUCUUCUCAUUUUUAUUAUUUUCACAAACAGUGAAGACAAAAAGAGCGGUUUCGAUUUUCUUCUUCAGAUCUGAUUAGGGAGGGAGAGAGAGUGUGAGUGAUUGAGCUCACGACGGAGAAAAUGAGCGGCAACAAGAUCAUCGUCGGCGAUAAUGGUGGUAGGAGCAGUGUCGGAGUCAGGAAAAGCUCAAACGGGAUUUCUGAUAUCCCGUCUGUGUCGAAGAAGAUGGUUCAAAGUUUGAAAGCAAUUGUAAACUGCCCUGAGGCUGAGAUCUAUGCCGUCCUCAAGGACUGUAACAUGGACCCUAAUGAAGCCGUCACUCGCCUCCUCUCCCAAGAUCCUUUUCACGAGGUGAAGAGCAAAAAAGAGAAGAAGAAAGAGAUUAGGGAUAUACCGGAUUCCCGGUCACGAGGCUAUAAUAACACUUACAACCGUGGUAGUAGAGGUGGUUCUGAUCGUUAUACUGGACGGAGUGGAGCUACCCCUUUCAGCUCUAGAGAGUCAGGAAGCGUCCAAGUAAAAACUACAAACAAGAGGGAGAGCGGGAUACAGUCUAAUGCAGGUUCUUAUUCUUCUACAUCUGGUAUAUCGAGCCACCAUCAGAUACCACACAGUGAUUCUGUUGCUAAAGACAGUAAAACGCCAAUGGGCACCUCGGGGGGUGAAUUAUCAUCAUCACAUUCUGUUACUGGACAUCAAACAGGAUGGUUUGGAGCUUCAGGUCAGAUGUCUAUGGCUGACAUUGUGAAGAUGGGUAGACCUCAUAACCAGACAACAAACUCUCAGAAAAAUGUCGAUAUGCGUUCUGAGGUAAUUCAGGAGCAUGGAAUUGCUGCAAAUCAGCAUGUACCUGUGAAAGAUGAAUGGCCCUCAAUGGAGAAGCCAGUGGCUGCUAGCACUUCUUCUGUAUCAGUGGCACCAACUGAAGAAAUAUGCAAUGGUGCAGUAGAUUUACAAUCCAGUAGAAGAGAUCAACAUCCGAAGGGCCAGUUGGAAGACACACAUUUAGCAGAAAAUUGUCUCUUUGGGAAUCUUGGAAGAGAUCAUGUGCAAGCUGACACUUUAGCUGGUGGAGCUGAGGAAGAUGACUCUGUAGUUUCAUCUGAGUAUGAUGAUAAUCCGCACAGAUACCAAACGCAGAACAACCCUGUUGAGCACCAGAAAGAUGAAGACGAAAUUUCGCCUGUUGUUGCCAACCUUCAAGACUUGAGCAUAGAGAACCAUGAUCAAUACUCUUCUCAUGAUGAGGAUAGACCUGCUGUCCUGAUUCCUGAUCAUCUGCUACUCCAUACAGAAGAGUGCUCACAGUUAAGCUUUGGAAGUUUCGGAGGCUUUGGAUCAAGGCCUCUGAGCAACAGCUUAGAAGAGGCUUCUAAUGUAGCUCCACAGAUUGAACGUGAUGAUGCUAGAAAUACCGAGUUCUAUGGAGAUGAACAUCUAGGAACCAUGUCCAAUGGACAUAUGGUCCAUGCGUCUUCUGCCAACAAUUAUGAUGUUUCCUCAGAAUCUAAGCAAGAGGUUUUGUUGCCAGAAAACCCUGAAACUGCUCACCAGGAGAACCAGCACUCAUUUGCUCAGCCGGGUCCUGAGUAUGCAUAUGAAAAUGUGAAGCAGCAGCAGCCUAAUACUGCAUUUGAUGCUUCACAGACAAGCAUGACUAAUCAGAUGCAUAAUCUUGCUUCAUUAACAAAUGUGAUGAGUCCAAGGGAGCUUGAACAUCAGUAUAGCCCUUUCCCAGGCGUACAGUCUAUGCCGUCAAGAAGCAACGAUACCUCACUAGGUGGCCAAAGCAUUUCCAUGCCAGAGGCACUCAGAGGUGGUGGUGGUGUUCCAACAGCACAAUCAAGCCAUCAGAACUUUUCUGUUGCCAAUAUUGUUACUGGACCAGCUCUUCCUCAGCAAAUCGCAAUGAAUCCAUAUUCUCAACCCACAUUGCCUCUGACUCACUAUGCCAACAUGAUCGGUUAUCCUAUGAUACCUCAGAGCUACCCAUACAUCCCAUCGGCUUUUCAGCAAGCAUAUGCUGGUAACAACUCAUACCACCAGUCACUAGCUGCUUUGCUUCCACAGUAUAAAAACAACACUUCCGCCAGUAAUUUGCCUCAGUCAACAACUACUACCCCUGCUUCCUCCUCUGCCUAUGUGUUUGGGAACUCAAGCAAUGUUGAAACUGGAAACUUCCUUCUUAACCAACAACAACAGGCCGCUCCUUCUGGGGCGACACUUAGUUAUGAAGACGUCCUGAGUCUACAGUACAAACAGAACAACUAUCUAUUGUCACUUCAGCAGCAGCAACAACAGCAGCUACAACAACAACAACAACAGCAGCAACAACAGCAACAACAACAGCAGCAGCAGCAGCAGCAUCAACAACAGAACGAAAAUUUACCUAUGUGGCUUCAUGGACCUGGCUCUCAAACCAUGUCGGGCGUCACCGGCAACACGUACUACAACCUUCAAGCACAACAACAAAGUCAGCAGGUUCGCCAAGCUCAGCAACAGGAGCAGCAGCAGUAUGGAUCGCUUGGUUACCCGAACUACUAUCAGUCACAAACCGGAAUAUCAAUGGACCACUAACAGCAAAACCCUAGAGACGGUGGCUCGCAAGGUCAGCCCUCAAAGCAAACCCAGCAGCAGCAACAGCACUGGCAGAACUCUUACUAGGGUGGUUUUGGUUUUCUCAGGCUCAUAGUUUGGUUACUGGUCAUGUAGCCAUAGCUAUAAAAUCUGAUAACCAGUUAAAUAGGUGUGAUAACCAGUUAAAAUCUGAUAACCAGUUAAACCAGCAGAAAAAGGAUGGAUCUACACCUGGUCACUGACUCACUGUGAGUUUAUUCACCUUUUGUUACUUGGGGAAUUUGGACAGUGAGACAAAAGAAAAAAAGCAAUAGUUCAUGUGUGUCUUAAAGCUUUGCCAUGUAUAGUAGUUUUCAACUAUUUUUUUUUGUGAUUUAGAUUCUAAUGGGGUUAGGGUACAAAAUAUGACUAAAGAAAGGUGUGACCUGUAAUCUCUUUAAUGACAAUGUCUUGGACAAAAAAAUUUGUUUUUGUACCAAAGUGAAGGUGACUCAAUACA
Molecule: messenger RNA, 3265 nt
Organism: Camelina sativa (false flax)
Lineage: Eukaryota; Viridiplantae; Streptophyta; Magnoliopsida; Brassicales; Brassicaceae
Molecular function (GO): protein binding
Source: RefSeq, a predicted model, not a curated record